CUUCGUUGCCAAGGUGUUUGUUUACUUUACUCAUUGUUAUUUUGUAACCUGAAGUGUAGAAACAACUUUUACCAAAAAUAUAAUAUACAAUCAAUACUUUUAUUGCGUAUUUGUAUUAUAAGUUUCAGUUUAUUAUUUGAAAAUGAAGAAAUCUAAAGACUUGGCACCUAUAGCCAUACCUCAUGGACCACCUGUGGAAUCCACGUCGGAAUAUUUUAAAUCGAAAAUGGAAAGCUCUCGUAUGGUAAAAAAGUAUCCAGUAUGGGAUGUGGCACGCCCAACGCCUCAAGUCCUGAUGGAACACGCCCGUCGCGACCUCAUGGAGGCCGAGGAGAAGCUGGCCAUCAAGAGGGAAGAAGAAAAACAGAAUCGCCAAAUCAUGGACGCCAAGUGGGAGGAGCUACGAGCCAAGGAGUUGUUGCUCAAGGAGUCUUUUAUUAGUUUUAAUAAGUUCAUCAGGGAGAAUCAGGAGAAGCGCGACCGGGCGGAACGCAAGAUGGCCGACGACAACGAAGUUUUGGCGCGAAAGACGCGGGAAACGGAAGCCAUGCGCAAGCGCGUCGCUGAAAUGGAAGAAGUCAAGCAGCUGAUGGAGAAGCAAGUUGAAGAUUAUAGUGUUUACGAGGACUAUCUGAUGGCAGUGGUCCAGAAAUAUCCGGAAUUUAAGCAGCCGUUGGACGUUUUGAAUCGAUACGAGGCUUUAGCGGCGGCCAAGGCCACCCUCGCUGACCGGCAGGAGCGCGACCUGGCUCUGCUGGAGCGAGCGAGGCAGGACAUCGCCGCGCUCGCCGAGGACAAGAAGCUGUUCAUCAUGGGGCUCAAUAACACGCUCGCUGUGUUGCGGUGGCGCUACGACAAGGUCCGCAGCCGCGUCAUCAAGUGGGAGCUGGCGCUGGCUCGGCUGAAGGACACGGCUGCGAGGCGGCACGAGGAACUGGCGCACGUGAGGGCCGCCAUCUGGAGUCUGUACCUCAAGAUAUGCCAGCACAAGGGGAUCCCUGUUGAUGUCGGUACGUCUGACUUCGAGCAACAGUUGGUGGUGAUCAUGCGCGCGCUGCUGGAGCUGCGACGCAUCUUCAACAUCGCGCAACGACGGGCUCAGCACAAGGAUGGUGUCGAGGAAACGAAGCCAACAACGUCAAAGCCAAUAGAACAGCCAAAGUGAUUAGCAAUAUAUUAUUACGUCAUAAUUAAUUAUAUUAAACGUUAAUCAGUUGUAAAAUUUACAAUAUCAAUAUACAGCAUUCAUAUACAGCAUUAAUAUACCA
Molecule: messenger RNA, 1268 nt
Organism: Plutella xylostella (diamondback moth)
Lineage: Eukaryota; Metazoa; Arthropoda; Insecta; Lepidoptera; Plutellidae
Product: coiled-coil domain-containing protein 42 homolog
Source: RefSeq, a predicted model, not a curated record